This is a messenger RNA of Myxocyprinus asiaticus (Chinese sucker), 4261 nucleotides long. Its product is annotated as dual 3',5'-cyclic-AMP and -GMP phosphodiesterase 11A-like. The transcript is spliced from 20 exons. Gene Ontology annotation, biological process: signal transduction. NCBI's taxonomy places the organism in Eukaryota, Metazoa, Chordata, Actinopteri, Cypriniformes, Catostomidae. Gene Ontology annotation, molecular function: 3',5'-cyclic-nucleotide phosphodiesterase activity; protein binding. The record is from RefSeq and is a predicted model, not a curated record. The coding region runs from base 30 to 2795 and encodes 921 amino acids.
ACACGAUUCAAACACUGUUUUAAGUCGACAUGACAGCUUUUGAUUUUUCCGACGUGGAGGCAUUUUUGGAUUGCCAUCCGGAGCUUUUUGAGGAAUAUCUCAUCAGAAAGGGGAAAUGUGACUCAUUGGGAAGGUGGCUCAAAGAGCACCAGCCGUCCAAAAGCUCUCCGGCGGACGAGAAACGCGGGGUCGCCAGGGAUCCCUUCUGGCCCACGAAUCCCGACGGACUGAAGCGCAGAUCGUCCCACAUGGAGCUCCGCAGGAACUUCGCGCGGUCCAAAGCGAUGACGGCGCACCGGACCUACGACGAGCACGUCAGUCUCGCGGAUCACGAUUCCCAGUCGAGCAUGCGACGGCGCGCGCUUCUGCGGAAAGCCAGCUCGUUACCGCCGACCACCGCGCACAUCCUCAGCGCCCUGCUCGAGUCUAGGGUAAACGUGCCUCAAUAUGCCUCCAGCGCCAUCGACUACAAAUACCGACUCAAAGAGUCCAACGAGAGGGAGUUCUUCCUCGAGCUGGUUAAGGACAUUUCUAACGAACUUGACAUGACAAACCUCAGUUACAAGAUUCUGAUCAAUGUGUGCAUUAUGGUGAACGCAGACAGGUGUUCGCUGUUCCUCGUGGAGGGACCUUCCCAUAAGAGGACGCUCGUGUCCAAGUUUUUUGACGUGCACUCGGGAACUACGGUGCGACCCUCCUCGAGCACCCUGGACUCAAACGAGGUGCAGGUUCCGUGGGGGAAGGGUAUUAUUGGCUAUGUAGCCGAACACGGAGAAACCGUCAACAUCCCGAAUGCAUACGAGGACCAUCGGUUCAGUGAUGAAAUUGACAAGUUGACUGGCUAUAAGACGCAGUCCAUUCUGUGCAUGGCCAUCCGCAACAGUGAUGGUGAAGUCAUUGGUGUAGUGCAGGCCAUCAACAAGAACUCCAGUGGAACUCCCUUUACUGAGGAUGAUGAGAAGGUGCUCCAAAUGUAUCUACCAUUCUGCGGAAUAUCGAUCUCCAACGCCAAACUCUUCUUAGAAUCCCGCAAGGAGUAUGAUAGGAGCAGGGCCUUGCUAGAGGUGGUGAAUGAUCUGUUUGAGGAGCAGACGGACCUGGAGAAGAUUGUGAGAAAGAUCAUGCAGCGCGCGCUGACAUUACUCCAGUGUGAGCGCUGCUCUGUGCUUCUGCUGGAAGACAUCCACUCACCUGUGGUGAAGUUCUCCCAGACGUUUGAGCUGAUGUCUCCACUGUGCAACGUUGAUCAUGACAUUAGCAUGGAGAAGGUGUCGUGCUCAGACUGGCUGAUCAAUAACAGUAUUGCUGAGUUGGUUGCAUCUACUGGGCUUCCCGUUAACAUUAGUGACGUCUGUCAGGAUCCCCGCUUUGAUGCUGAAGCAGACCAAGCUUCUGGUUUUCAUAUCAGAUCAGUUUUAUGUGUCCCCAUCUGGAAUCGGACACAUCAGAUUAUUGGUGUUGCCCAGAUACUGAAUCGUUUGGACAGGAAGACGUUUAAUGAUGCAGAUCAGAGGCUAUUUGAGGCAUUUGUUAUUUUCUGUGGUCUCGGCAUUAACAACACAAUGAUGUAUAACCAGGUGAAGAAAACUUGGGCCAAGCAGUCUGUGGCUCUAGAUAUGCUGUCCUAUCAUGCUACAUGCUCUAAGGCAGAAGUCGAUCGGCUUAAGGCUGCUAAGAUUCCCCUAAGCACUGAGCUCGGGAUCGAUGAGUUCCACUUUAACGACUUUUCUCUGGACAACGACGCCAUGAUCACUGCCUCACUGCGGAUGUUUUUGGAGCUUGGUGUCGUGCAGAAAUUCAAAAUUGAUUAUGAGGUGUUGUGCCGCUGGCUGCUUACUGUGAGGAAGAACUAUCGUACUGUAGCCUAUCACAACUGGAGGCAUGCCUUCAAUGUCUCACAGUGCAUGUUUGUUAUGAUCACUACUGCUGGGUUCCAGGAGGUGCUGACAGACACAGAGACUCUUGCUCUUAUGGUUGGGUGCCUCUGCCAUGAUCUGGACCAUCGUGGCACUAAUAAUGCAUUUCAGGCCAAGUCUGGGUCGGCACUAGCGUUGCUGUACGGUACAUCUGCUACACUUGAACAUCAUCAUUUUAACCAUGCUGUAAUGAUCCUGCAGAGUGAGGGUCACAACAUUUUUGCCAAUCUGUGCUCUAAGGAGUAUAGCAACAUGAUGCAGCUUUUGAAACAGGCCAUUCUGUCCACAGAUCUCACCUUGUACUUCAAGAGAAGAGCCAAGUUCUUUGAGUGUGUUCUCUCUGGACAGUUCAGCUGGAGUAAUGAAGAACACAGAGACAUGUUUAGAUCUAUGCUGAUGACUGCGUGUGACUUGGGUGCAGUAACUCGACCAUGGGAGAUUUCAAAACAGGUGGCUCAACUGGUGACAAGUGAAUUCUUUGAACAGGGUGACAGGGAGAGAUCAGAGCUGAAACUGACACCAGCAGCCAUUUUUGACCGUAACCGUAAAGAUGAGCUUCCUGUACUGCAGUUGGAAUGGAUAGAUGGGAUAUGUAAGCCAUUGUAUGAGACUCUUGUGAAGUUGAAUAGGAAGCUUCAACCAAUGGUAGAUGGAAUAGAUGCCAACCGAAAGAAGUGGGAGGAGCUCUGUCUGUCCUAUCAGCAAACAUGGAAGGCCUCUGAGUGUAACUUCUCCAGUUUGGAGAUAGGAGAGAGUGAAGAAUGUUCUCAGAGUGCAGACUCCACCCACGAGCCACAGUCGAGUCAGAGUGAAGCAACCAAUCAGAACACAGACACCACCCACAGUGUGGAGCCAAAUCAGAACCCAGUAGCCAAUUAAAAAUUAAGAGGUGUGAUGUGGCGAUUAAGGGAGGGUGCAUAGAGUAACGGGGACAUUGGCAACUUUUGUACGUUUGUACAAAAAAAAAAAAAAAAAAAAAAAAAUCCCACAUUGUUACCCAACGUUUUCAUGUGGGGUACUUUGUGAUUGCCAAUGAUAUUUCUUUUGAAGUGAAUUCAGUCAUUUACAGCACAAUUUCAAAACACUUUCAGGCAACAUAUUGCUAGUUUCUAUUUAAAAAAAUAAUAAAAUAAAAUUCAAAGGACACAUAUUAUUACACUUAGAAAAUUGUUCCCUUUGUCUCUGAGAAAAUGAUAAGGGCAUUUCUGAAAAGAAAAAAAAGAAAGAAAAAAGAAACUGUGAAUAUGUGCAGGAAAUUCAGGUGCACAAACAUUUCAAUUUCAGACUUGUGUUUAAAAUGCUUAGAUCUUGAUAGUGUUUAACCAACCUGUGUCCUGUGUCCUGCCAUAUUGCACAAUCCUGGAAUUUCACUUUUACAAAGCCUGGUAUUACCUGGUAAACAUUAAACACAAUUAUUUUAGUGAGGUGCAGAACCGAUCUAAUUCCUAUUCUUGAGAUGCUGUAGUUUGAUGAAUGUAUAAAUUAAUAUCACUGUGAUCUUUAGACUUGCAUGUAACCACUGUUACAACACUGUUACAACACCACCAUUACAACUGCUGAUUACUUUGUAAUUUCAUAUUAAACAUAUUGAAAUGGUAGCACUGAACAAAGAUGAUUAAAAACAACCACAACACAUUUUACUUGAUUGCAAAUCAAGUGUUACAUGAUAAAACAAAAAAAGAUUUGAAAUCCAGAAUUAUUGUAAUUUGGUCCUCUGUUUUUGAGGGAUAUAAUGAGAAAUGGAAUAAAAGUGGACCGAUAAUCAAACAGUAGAAUCUGUAUUAUUCAUGUUCACAAUUGUCCUUGAUAGCUAUAUUUCAAAAGGCUUUGCAAAUGACAUGAGAUGAACCAAAAAGAACUGUCUGUGACAAUACUGAAAACUUUGUUGCAUGCAAAACAGAAAUCUGUUGGUGGCAUGUGAGUUUCAGUGUUUAUUUUUGUUACAUGUAAAAAAAAAAAAUGUAUGUGAAAUACAGCUGUUUUUGAUUGCAUUAUGAUUGCUGCAACAGAUUGCCAUGAAAUGCAUGCUGCAUCAUUUCGACAAGAGCAGCUUCCUGCUUUAAAUGGGAGUUACACGCUCAGGUUGUGUUGCAGUCUUACCGUUAAGGCGUAUCAGUGUGCACACAGUCGGAUAAUGUGCUUUUUCAGUUGAGUCUGUCUGUCUUGUUCAAAAUAAAUGUAAUUAUUUUUGCAUUAAUUAUGGUUUGACAUUUCAAAAAGAAACCAUUUUUAUUAAAGAAGGUCUGAAAAUAGCUUUUAUAUUUUAUUUGCUAACAUAAAAUGUUCAUAUCAUACUUGGUGCCUCAACAUGUCUGUUCUAGAGAGAUAUCAUCCUGUUAUUUAUA